Schistosoma intercalatum is the source of this 643-nucleotide messenger RNA. NCBI's taxonomy places the organism in Eukaryota, Metazoa, Platyhelminthes, Trematoda, Strigeidida, Schistosomatidae. The record is from the annotation of a GenBank genome assembly.
CGGAUCCUAGCACCAAAAGCACAACAAUUUCGAAAAUGGCACAUGACGCACAAAUUCUUCAGCAGCACAACAUCGAACUUGUAAAACUGAUAGAAGAUUUGUGUCAGAAAAGAGAUCAGUUACAAAAAGCAAUUAUUGAGGAAGAUGAUGAAAAAAACCGUCUACAGCAUGACAUGAGGAUUAUUUCGGAGAAACUUGCGAAAAUAAAUGAUUCACUAAGCAAGAAGCUAGUCGUUCGGAAUUCUUAUGAUAAGGCGAUUGCCGAAUCACAACAAGCCUACUCGAAAGUAUUAUGUACUCAUAAUACGUAUGAAUUUUAUAGCUAUUAGAAAACUCUUAUGGGUUGUUGAAUGUCUUGAAAUGCAAUCAAGAAAAAAUAAAAGAUAAGUUCGCUAAAACCUAUAAUUCCUAAUAUCUAAAGAUAAGACUCGAUUGCUACUAUCUAAGCUUACAAACGGUUCUUUAAGCCGAUCAAUUCCUUACAGUAUAUUAAAAUGCAGAUACACAUAGAUUAUCUGGUUCAUUGUCUACAAAAUAAUAUCUGAGACAUUUUUUAUUCAUCCCCAUAGACCAUAUCUCUGUAACAGAGUAUUUGUAUCAAACAGUUAGUCUUCAGUUUGCAUUAAAAUAACUAAUGUUUGUC